GUAAAGUUGGUGGUUGGUGUUGCUUGGCUUGCUUGCUUUCUUUACUUUGCUUGUACGCGCGUCGUCGGUCAUUUGGAUUGUUUAUCUGAAAGAACACUUACCCGCAUGACAUACCAAUUUGAAAAAUAAACUCUAGUGCUCGCAACAAAUACAAAGAAACUAUAAACCGUGCCAACAAUUCGUGGAUGUACAGAAAUAUGUGAAAGUGACAGUCGCAAAUCGACUUCGUUUUUUGUGUGAUUAUAAUGUUAUUUCGCAUAUUUUCAAGUACCGCCAGUUAAUAUUGUUUAGUGGACACCAGAAAUGUUACAGUUGCGGUAUCUUUCGUGUAUAGAGGACACCUGAGCGUCGUCAUUAUGUACGAUGCGGGAUAGACGGGAAGUAUAACGUUGCCAUCAGGUCGAACUUGGGUAUAAUGCAACACGAGUGCUUGCCGGACGGGGCCAGGAGCAGGUACGAGCGGCGGAAGCCGACGAAGGUGCUGAAGAUAGCGGAGAGUUUCACGAACUUGGAUGAGACGGCGAAGGCGGGCCGUUACGUGCGGGGUCCCCAUUCGAAACUCGGGCGCAGAUUCCGUGACCAGGAGAAUGGCGGGAGGACUAGACGCGCAGUGUGUUGUGAUGAUGAUGAUUGUGAUAAGGAGUCCAGUGUUAGUGAGGAGUCGGAGAGACUCGGUGACCGGAGGGUGACGGGCUCGUCGUGCACGGCACUGCGGACGGCCGUGGCUGCUCUGUACCCCUUCGACGACUUCAUCCUGGAGAAGGUUGGCUCCGGCUUCUUCUCAGAAGUUUUCAAAGUGACCCACAAAACGUCUGGCAAGGUGAUGGUGUUGAAGAUGAACCAGCAGCGGGCGAAUAGGCCCAACAUGCUCCGGGAGGUGCAGUUGAUGAACAAGCUCAAACACCCCAACAUCCUCGGAUUCAUGGGGGUGUGCGUACACGAAGGUCAACUCCACGCACUCACGGAGUACAUGGAGGGUGGUUCACUGGAGCAGCUGAUCCUGAGCCGGCCGCCGCUGCCGCUGCCGCAGCCGCUGCGCGUCUCGCUUGGGGCCGACGUCGCCGCCGGCAUGAAGUACCUGCACUCGCUCGGAGUCUUCCAUAGGGACCUUACUACUAAGAACGUAUUGUUAAGAAAGCACGGCGACGAUAGCUACACGGCCGUUGUGGCUGACUUCGGCUUAGCCGCCAAAAUACCUCAUCCUGUUAACGGCUACCGGCUGCCGAGCGUCGGCUCUCCGUGGUGGAUGUCGCCCGAGUGCUUGCGCGGCCGCUGGUACGACCACCGAUCCGACAUCUUCUCCUACGGGAUCAUCCUGUGCCAGCUGAUAGCCCGGGUGGACGCCGACCCAGACGUGCUGCCGCGCACGGACAACUUCGGGCUCAACUACAUGGCGUUCGUGGAGCUUUGCGACGAGGACACCGUGCCCGACUUCCUGCGCUUGGCUUUCAACUGCUGCAUUUAUGAACCUAAGGCGCGGCCGCUAUUCCCCGAAAUAGUGAGCAAGCUAGCCGAAGUCAAGGAGAGCCUGGACGACAACGCCUGGGGCUGCCACACGCCCAACAACUCCUACGAGAGCGAGGAGGCGGAGUCGUCGGGCCCGCGCUCGUGCCCCGGCGCGUACGGCUGGCGGCGCGGCGCGCGCUACCGCUCCGAGGGCAGCCCGCACCACGCUAGACUGCAACACCGGCGCUCGUUAUCGGAGCUAGAAUGGUGCGCGGAAGCGGGCGGCGCCGGCACCGCGCCCGCGCACCGCUCGGCCUCCGCUUUAGCGGGCGUGGGCCGAGCGCCCGCCAGGCUCGCGCGCCUGCACCGGCUCGCGCACAUCAUGCUGCUGCGGGACACGCACGCGGCGCCGCACCCAGCGCGCACCAAGCUGGCCACCUUCCGCGGCGUCAAGAAGAUUCUGGAACCGCCACGAGCAGCGCCGCCUUUUGCUUCGUGUCUCGAGCUUCCAUCACCGCUGGCGCGCGAUGAUGCGUUGUCUGAUGAUGAACCGCGAUGCGCGUCGCUUCCCUCGUCACCAGGUCUCAGCCGCCGAGGCAGCCUAGAACGCGCGCCGGCUCCAUCAACCUCGCGCCGUCGGGCAUCUUGCGAGAGUGGCAUCUUCAGCGUGGCCAACGAGGAGCUGUGCGCCGCUCACCCGGCCGCGUGCUGCCGCGGCGCCGUGUGCCCGUGCUCGCUGAUGGGCUGCCACCGCUGCUGGUGGUGGGCCCGGCUGCCCACUGAGUCCGAACCGGAGCGUUCCUUAGAGUCCAGCUCAACGGACGAAGACCGUGCGGGCCGCGUACGAGUCUGCAGCGCGUGCUUAGCGGCCUACGAUCGUCUGCUGCUCCGGCGGCGCGCGCUCGACGACUCGGCUCUCGGCGCCGCGGCCUGCUCGCUGCGCAGCCUCGACGAGCUCGACGACGCGCCCGCCGACACACACGGGGAACAGACGUACUGGUCCGCAUGUCGUCGCGAGGCGGAAUCCCUGUCUCCCUUCCUCUGCGGGCGCGCGUCCUGGUCACGUGGCUCCAGCGAAGACUCCUGCCACGUGCUGGCCCGCUGCUGCUGCCGCCCGCCGGCCCCUCGCACCGCCAGCGUCUAUACCGACAGCAGCGAUGACGUAGCAUCCCUAGCCGGCUCAGACAGCCUCUACGCCGACGAGAGACUCCCUCGCCACGUCAGGUCAGCCCAAAUAUCCAAAAUAGUGGAGUAUUUCGAAAGGAAAGGCGCGGACUUCACGUGCGAGCGCAGCUUCGGCCGGUCCCGGUUUAAGAUGAAGGACCGCGAGUGUACUGUUGAUGUCAAACACCGUACCAGACCAGAUAUAGCUGAGGAGGGCUGCGGCAGGCGAUGCGUCGCGCAACAGCGCCUGAUGAUCUGCGAAGGCGCCGUCAAGUCGAAACUCCCGCUGUUUGAUCGGAAGUCGUAGCGCGGGCGACACUAGGCGUAGCUAGUUUUGACCCCGACCGUUUAAUUUGAUUGUCGGUUUUACUAUUGCAAGACAGAGACAAUGUGUUUAGCUACGUCACUAAGGAAAACAGUUGACUACUCAUCAAUAGAUGGCGUUGUACGCUGUUAACUCGCAGUGGUAACAGUAAGCAAAUAUUUUCAUAGUUUUAAAUCUACACUGACAAAUCGAUAGAAUCAACUUAUUUAAGACUUAAUUGUUUUUAAUAUCCAAUCGUUUACCUAUGUAACUGUAGUGAAAUAACUAAACUUAAAAAUAUUGACUGAAGUGCUGUGCUCGUUGUGAAAUUCAAUUAAUUAGCAAUAAAUAAAAUACAAAUUAUCUUAUUGAACGAAUUAGUGUUUAAGGGGUCCUAACGAUAUUUCUAGUUACGCCUAAGACGUAGUAGUCAGUACGGAAAUUUAUUUUAAUUACGCGUCGCGACCUUUGGUUCGUACGGUGAUACGGAGAGCGACGAUGUCAGAAGAGGUCUCGUACUCGCUUGAGUAAGGACUUGUGUAUUUCAGAAACAGUAGUAGUGAAAAAUAUUAAAACAAUAUUAUAAAUGAGACUAAGACGUUUGCGUAUGUUGAUAUUUUCUUUACUGUUAAAUAUAAUGAUGAUUCGAAUACCAACCUUAUUUUAUUACAUCAUCAGAUAGUUUAUUAAGAACGUACGCAACGUUUCUAAACGAGCCGCGUUAUGCUCGAGUGGUCUAACUUCGAUUAGUUAUAAAUCGGGUGUACAAAUCGGGUUUUUAAACCUUUAAAGAUAUAGACACCUAUUUAGUAAAAUUAAGACUUAUUGAGUAAUUUAUGAGUUAGUUCACUCUGGCAUAGCCCGGUUAUAUUAACGGUUAAAGCAAUAUUCCCAAGGCUAGUGCCGACACGUCCACGCACGAAGCGUAGCGAACUAUCACUAAGUGAUCGAAGGACAUUACUCGCGACCGAGUACGAUUCGACUGAAUAUUUGUUAAGCAUUUCAUUAUAAUUUCGUAUAGAUUGAGAUUAUUGUAUAAGCGACAGGACCGUUGUGUCGUCCAGUCGUCGGUUUUAGCCUAUCCAGCCGAGUUAGUCGAUUCUAGUUUAAUAUGUCGGUCUGAAGCUAGUUUCUUAGAUCUCUGACUUUUAACGUCUAUUAAAAAAGUAUUUUGUUCUUUGUUAGCAUCGAUAUACUUAAAUUUACAUGUAAAUACAUAUUUUAGGUUAAUUUUUUCAUUGAAGUUAUAAUUUAUAUACAGUAUUAUAUACGUUAGUACUUGCCAGUUCACAUUAAGAAUGUAAAUAUGUUUUAAGUUUUAUAUCGGUCAUAAUAUUUAGUUCUUUUACUAAACACUAUGUUUAAGUACUUGUUCUUAAUUAUAUUAUAGCUAAUAGUUACAUAUAUUUCUUUUUAAGAACUAAUGAGAAAUUUACUUAUACAAUGGAUAGAUUUGGUUUUACUACAGUCAUAGUUGAGUUAUUUAUAAAGUUUUAUUUCAUAUUUACUUUAAAUUCAUAAUAUAUUGUUUUUUUUUCAUAUUUUCGAGCCACCAUUUUGUAUGUAUACUAAUCGCGAAUAAAUCGAAAUUCGUCCUAAUUAUUGAUGUAAAAUUAUAUUUGUAUAAGAGAUACGUGUUGCUAGUCCUAACAAAAGUGUGAACACAAGUUUGGACGUCAGUCCGUCGUAUAAAUAAAUUACAUUUAUAUAUUUAUUCUAUUUAACGGUGACGCGAUCGACUACGAACCGACGAGUUCAAAAUUAUAUCAGCAGCGGAAGCUGUCGUGACUUAUUUAACAAAUCAGUGUACAAAUAUGUGUCAAAUCAAACAUAACUCGAGAACUAUAUGCAGAAUAACAAAAUACUUCUAGCAAGAUUUGCGUUUACGAGAUCGUAAACAUAAAUAUUGCUAGAACAAUGUCUAUAAUAAAACAAAUAUUUUUGUAAAUACAGUAUUACUUAUGUAUUUAAUAUUUAAACAUCCAUAUGUAUUUACUGAUCAUGGUUGAUUGUUAAAGUCAGGGUAUCAAAUGUAAAUACGGGACGAGAGAUCGGCUAGGUCGUAAUCCCCACAUAUAAAUACGACACGAUAUAUAAAUUCAGUAUAAUAUAAAAAUGAGCAGUUUAAACUCAGAAACUGCUACGAACCAGUGCCAAAAUAAUUCAUUUCCAUAUUUUAAAUGAGUAUUAAAUAUGUAUAUACUGCCUUACGUUACAUUAUGUACACAAUAGUUCGGAAUUGGUGUUGAAACAUACUUGGGAUACCAGUGAGCAAUUAAGUAUCCGUCCAAGAGAAUCCGGUGUAGAGCAUUAUUCGGUAGCUUUAACGUAGCGCUUGCCUCGACGAGUUGCCAAUCUGGACACAAGACUGAUCAUUUUUCAAGCAGCUUUUGCAAAUCUUCAGAUUUCAUCGCUUAAGUUAUCGUUUUCAGCAGCUCACUUACAAUAAAUCCAACUGAAUCUUCCAAAUAGAUUGAUAUGAAGUUGUUGUAUUGAAAAUCUUAGUAGUCUCCGCCAGUCUGCUAGAUACCCUGUCUAGUGUAAGUAGUAUAAAGCGUCUAGUGAAAUUAUUUAACGCGAUCUACAUGUUUUGAUUUUGUUGUUACUAAUUCCCUUCUAAUCUCAUAUUUAAAUAUUAUAUCUAUGAAUAUUUAUCGCUUUGUGAAAAGGUAUCUGAUAUACCUCAAGCAUUAUUGUUGCGUCAUAUUGUUCGUAAAUAAUGUUACAAAUACACCUAUUUAUGUUGCUAUAUGUUAAACAGCAAUCGCUUAUCGGCGAUUCGAUACGCUAGUGCAGUCCAACGUAGGAGUCGAUAAAUUUAUGUAUAAUGAUACGAGUAGGGUUAACGCCCGGUCUCUACGAUUUAACACAGUUCUAACUCAGAUCUUUCAUGACGAAAGCUGUAAAUAUUGUAACAACGAAAUUAUUAAACGAACAAUCUAAUCAUCCCUCUCACUCAUUCAGGCGUCUCCUUAUUGAGUGAGAGAAAUGAAUAGACUUGAAAUAAAAAAAACUGUGAGGAUUAGCCCCAAGGGUUAAUUAAUGGUUCCAAAAUUUACUAAUUUGCAUAAUUGAGUUUCAAAUAAUCACCUCCAAAGAAACUAUAAGAAAUCAAUGUAAAUAAGCAUCUUAGAUCGUAGAGGACGAGGCGUUUAGAAAUUUAGUAUAUUAUGUACUGUCAGAUGUACCUGUAGUGCCCGUUGGAAAGACUAGAAAUAGUUAACGCGGCUUGCGCUCGGUUUCGGAAUUUGACAACAAACGUUAACAGGCUGUUAACGUUUUGUUAACAUGAUUGAACCAAUCUUAUUUGAAAUGCGUUCAUUCUGAAACCGAGGGUCAAAUAUGAGGCUGAGAACAAUCAGAAAUAAGGUGUGUGGAAAAAAAAACUUUGUGGGAUGAAACAAAUUUUGCUGUUGACUUGUACCUAAUGUACCAGCCCUUCAAAUUAUUUUAACGUAGGUCAGAUAGUCGCUAUAAGAUUAUUUUAUUAAUUUUAUUUAUAUUGCCUGUAAUUUAUUAUGUUUUGAUUGAGAAUAUUAGCAGAUACCUUUUAUAUUAGAUAGAGUACCUAUCGCUGAUGCAGCGAAACAAUGAACAUUCAGAAUCAAGAUUCUGUGUGACUGUACCACGACUUGGACACGAAUUUUAGUGUGCUUUGCUUCAGCAAUUUGAAAAAAUCUUACAGCCCAGUCAAAAGCAUAAACAGCGCUGGCUAAUUUAUGCCUUAUCAAGUUUUUCAUAAGGGAUAAUUUAGCUUCGCGCUAAAUCUUUGUUAUUCGCUUUCGCUUAUAACGACAACUUAGUAACCAAGCGGUAUUCACCGAAUGCAAACGAGUUGAAGUGCACUAGCGUAACUAAGCCUCGAGUGCCAACAGAUGCGUACUAUUAAGAUGUUAAACUUGUUAUUUUCUACCGACAGGUGUAACUUGUGUCGGCGUCGAGAAUGUUUCAGCACUAACUGUCUUGCCAAUUAUAAUAGUUUGCUAAGCGAAGGCAGAGUUACACCGUAUUAAGCAUAUCAGUUCAUACCUAGAUAGCGACUAGUUAAUUUGAUAAUGUUAAGGUUAGACUUUGUCGCGAGCGAGGAGUUUUGGAAUCCAAACUACAGAAUCAUGUUGCCUCUUUUUUUAAUAAUUUACAGACGCGUCACCGCGCUGUAAUAUGCAGAUAGCGCCAUCUGUUGGUCCAAGCUUUAAGUUUGCAAACAAAACUCCUUGCGCGCGAACGCUCGGUUACGUAUAAGUUUCCUUGUACAUAAUCCUAACGUUCCUCGUUUGUAAGGCACUAACGAUUAGAAGUUUUGUUAAUACGGUUGUGUCUUUUACAUGCCCAGACUUAUAUUAGUUAUAGUUGUGAGCCCUACCAAGGCAGUUAAUAAUUUGUAAAAUGAAGGUGGUAUUAAAUAUAUUUUGUUUCAA
Ostrinia furnacalis (Asian corn borer) is the source of this 7332-nucleotide messenger RNA. RefSeq names its product serine/threonine kinase (gene cdi). Gene Ontology annotation, cellular component: nucleus; cytoplasm. The transcript has 12 exons. The coding region runs from base 416 to 2917 and encodes 833 amino acids. The record is from RefSeq and is a predicted model, not a curated record. Gene Ontology annotation, biological process: protein phosphorylation; actin cytoskeleton organization. Gene Ontology annotation, molecular function: protein serine/threonine kinase activity; ATP binding. Lineage: Eukaryota; Metazoa; Arthropoda; Insecta; Lepidoptera; Crambidae.